Molecule: messenger RNA, 862 nt
Organism: Rhipicephalus microplus (southern cattle tick)
Lineage: Eukaryota; Metazoa; Arthropoda; Arachnida; Ixodida; Ixodidae
Product: serine/threonine-protein phosphatase PGAM5, mitochondrial
Biological process (GO): peptidyl-threonine dephosphorylation; positive regulation of mitochondrial fission
Cellular component (GO): mitochondrion
Molecular function (GO): protein serine/threonine phosphatase activity
Source: RefSeq, a predicted model, not a curated record
GGUCGAACGAUGUUCGCUCGGAUCCUCGCCGGCGCUGGACUUCUGGGUGGUGGCUGCUGCGCCGCUACCUUUGCGUCCGUUAGGGAAGAGCCGAAAGAGAACAGGUCGCCGUACAGAUCCUGGAGCACCGUCUACCAGCGUUCCACUUACUGGGACAGCAACUGGGACAGGCGCGACCCCAUGUUCUGCGUGAAGCCACCGGAGGACGACUCGCCGGCGGAGAUGCUUCGUUUCGAGGAAGAACUGAACAAAGCCAAGCCGAAGCGAAAUCGGUAUCUCUACUUGGUUCGCCAUGGGCAAUUCAAUGUGAAAGGAACCACGGACAAGGAGUGCGCGCUUACAGAACUCGGUCGCAAGCAGGCGGACAUGACUGGUGAGCGGUUGAAGCAGAUGGGCAUUCCUUUCACGAGGAUUAUCCACUCGACGAUGUGUCGAGCCACCGAGACGGCCGAAAUCAUCCACCAACACCUUCCGUCGCUUUCUAAGGAGCCCUGCGAGCUCAUCUGCGAGGGGGCGCCAGUGCCACCCGAGCCGCCCUUUCGGUACACUGGUUGGAAUCCGAGUGACAGAAAUUUUUUCGUAGAGGGCGCCCGCAUCGAAGCUGGCUUCCGCAAGUACUUCCACCGGGCUCUUCCCACUCAGAAGGACGACUCGCACGAGAUCAUCGUGUGCCACACGAACGUGAUUCGCUACUGGGUGUGCAGGGCCCUUCAACUCCCACCCGAAGCCUGGUUGCGCCUGUCAUUGCCCCACUGCAGCACGUCGGUCGUGAAAAUCACGCCGAUAGGGGACGUUUCUCUGCAGGCACUCGGGUGCGUUGGACACAUGCCCAUGGAGAUGAUCACAAAGUGACGCUUUCCCG